AUGCGCUCGUCUGUCUCAUCCUCUGUCGUGCGCGAUCUUUCUCGGACUUGUAUCCGGUGUCAACUCCGAGCUCGCCGAGCCUCAACUCUUGCAUCCUCACAUCGAGCUUCUGCACCAGCAACACCUGUACAGCGCAAUGGAGCUUUUGUAACGGCCAAUAGAGGCUCUGCGGCUGUAUUCGCUUAUUCCCGCGCCGCUUCCAGUGCUGCGCAGCCCGAGUCGCAGAGGUCUUCUUCGUUGAGUGCCCCGCCAUCAACGCACUAUGGGCUCUUCCCUGAGACGCUUCCCGAUGGUCCUCCCCCAGCAGGCCACUUCCCUAUCGAUACGCGAGCUUUGCGCCGCGAGUUCCUUCGUCUUCAGGCCCGCGCGCAUCCGGAUAUGCAUGGCUCGCAGAACAAGGCCCGCGCCGAGGCAAUGUCUGCGCUGAUAAACGAGGCUUAUAAGACACUUUCCAACCCUCUCCUACGAGCUCAGUACUUGCUCUCCCUACGAGGUGUCGAUGUCGCCAAUGACGAGACUCUCAAGGUCGAAGAGCCUGAGUUGCUCAUGCUUGUACUGGAGGCGAGGGAGGAAAUCGAGGAUGCCGAAAAAGAAGAGGAUCUAGACGAACCUCGUGCAGCGAAUGAUGCGCGUAUCGCCGAGAGUGAGCAGGUGCUGGAGAACGCAUUUCGACACGACGAUAUAGAGGCUGCAAAGCACGAGGCUGUGCGCCUGCGCUAUUGGGUGAAUAUCAAGGAGAGCCUGGAUAACUGGGAGAGCGGCAAGCCUGUAGUGCUGCAGCAUUAG
This is a messenger RNA of Fusarium pseudograminearum CS3096, 786 nucleotides long. RefSeq lists its product as uncharacterized. Bases 1 to 786 code for a protein of 261 amino acids. Gene Ontology annotation, molecular function: ATPase activator activity; protein-folding chaperone binding. NCBI's taxonomy places the organism in Eukaryota, Fungi, Ascomycota, Sordariomycetes, Hypocreales, Nectriaceae. The transcript has a single exon. The record is from RefSeq and is a predicted model, not a curated record. Gene Ontology annotation, cellular component: mitochondrion. Gene Ontology annotation, biological process: [2Fe-2S] cluster assembly; protein complex oligomerization.